AUGAACUCCUGCCUCGCCGCCUCCGACGCUGCCACCGUCCGCUGCUGGGAGGCCUUUUUCGCGCCGCCCGCCGUCGAUCCGAGCGGCGUGGAUCUCGAGACUGGCGACCUGCUCCUCGCUGGCGCAAACCCGAGCGGCAGGACGCCGGGUCUCAACUCGAUCGGGACCUGCCGUUGGGACCAUGUGGGUGUGGUCGUGGUGCGGGAGGGUGUGCCGUACGUCGUCGACAGCGGGUCCACACGCUACUACCCCUUCUGCACGCGCCCGCUCCACUUCUCCGCCGCCAGGCCGGCCGACGCGUGGGCCUCACAGCAGUCUGGCCCUCAGAUGUACCGGCUCAGCCAGUUUGUCGCGGCGCUGGCCGAGGGCCCGCUGCAGCACAGCUCGCCGCCCUGGACCUACGAGCGACUGGCCGUCCGCAGGCUGCGCGAGCCGCUCACGAGUGAGCAGCGAGGCUCGCUCCUCGCGGCGCUCGAGGCGCUCGCGGACGUGCCGUACGAGCGACGCUCUGGGGAGAUGACUGCCGGCGCCGUCGACGCGCUCGAUUGCUGCGGCGUGCUGCGCAACCGAGAAGAGCUGCGGCACUCGCUGUUUUGCUCGGAGCUGGUUGCGGCGGCGUUCAUGGAGGCGAAGCUGCUGCCCCCCUCGUCCGUCCGGCCCGCCAACGAGUACGUGCCGUCCGACUUUGCGCGCGACCGUGGCGGGAACCUGAGCUCCCUCUGCGGCUGCUGCUGCGCCUCCUGGUUGCUCGGCCGCUGCCUCGCGGCACUCGGCUGCGGCGAGCUGCGCAGCCACGCAACAGGCGAGCCGCUCCUCGGGGCAGAGGUGCUUCUCCGCACACGCGGGCCGCCGGCCGCGACGAUGGCGCGAGGACCGGCACCGGCAGCGGCGUGA
Messenger RNA from Emiliania huxleyi CCMP1516, 894 nucleotides. RefSeq lists its product as hypothetical. The transcript is spliced from 2 exons. The record is from RefSeq and is a predicted model, not a curated record. NCBI's taxonomy places the organism in Eukaryota, Haptophyta, Isochrysidales, Noelaerhabdaceae. Bases 1 to 894 code for a protein of 297 amino acids.